Molecule: messenger RNA, 474 nt
Organism: Linnemannia hyalina
Lineage: Eukaryota; Fungi; Mortierellomycota; Mortierellomycetes; Mortierellales; Mortierellaceae
Source: the annotation of a GenBank genome assembly
AUGUAUGUAGUGUACAUGCGAAUAGGGUAUGGCUCAGCGAACCGCAACGACGACAAUAACAACAACCAGGGAAGCGACAGCACCAACACCAACACCAACGACAGCUACGGCAGCAGCGGUAAUGAUCAGUACGGCAGCACCAACGACAACAACAGCAGCAGCGGCAAUAACCAGUACGGCAGCACCAAUGAAAACAACGGCAGCAGCGGUAAUAACCAGUACGGCAGUACCAACGACAACAACAGCAGCAGCGGCAAUAACCAGUACGACAGCACCAACGACAACAGCUACGGCGGCGGCGGUCCCGACUCGGGUCCUAGUAGCGGUCAGGGCAACCCUGGGAGCACUGGCGGUGGCGAUUGGGUUGACAAAGGAAUCAACUUUGCCGCCCAAAAGGCAGGCAUCGCCCUGGAUUCUCAAACCGAGCAGAAAAUCGGUGAAGGACUCAGACAGAGCCUAGGUAAAUUUGUUUGA